Molecule: messenger RNA, 834 nt
Organism: Bemisia tabaci
Lineage: Eukaryota; Metazoa; Arthropoda; Insecta; Hemiptera; Aleyrodidae
Source: RefSeq, a predicted model, not a curated record
AUGGACGCGCUCCUAACUUCAUUUGAAGAUGCCUGGACCUUGGCCCCCGAAAACAAAAAACCGCUCCUCACUCAAGAACAUCGCAAAAAAAUGGCAGGAACACCGAUCAGACCUUGGACACCUCAGCUAUUCUCCAUCAGUGAAGGUUCAUCCCCAGUGUCUUCUUCCGACGUACAGUUCGCUAGUGAUGACCCUAGAAACCCAAAAAACAAAAACAUCACCCCAGGCCCCAGUGCCCCUUCAACCCUCAGUGCGCAUCUUCCACCAGCCACACCCACCCCUAGUGCAAGUAUGCCCAAACCAGACACCGUGAAGCCCAGCUCCGGUCCUACACCCCCAGCCGUUCAGUGCACUACACCACCGUGCAAAAACUCCAACACCCCUAGUGCGCUUAUACCAAAAUCACAAGUUGUCAAAACUUUCUCCACCUCUACACCCCCGGCAGUUCAAACUCCGGCAGCCCACUGCGCUAAGCCACCAUCCGCAAAACCCACCACCCCCAGUGUGGUUGUGCCCAAAUCACCAGCCGUGAAAACUAACUCCGACUCUACAACCCGGGCAGUUCAGUGCGCAAGAAAAUCUAACACCCCUAGUGCGGUUAUGCCUAAAUCGCCCACCGUGAAAAUUAACUCCAACUCUACAAUCCCACCAGUCCAGUGCGCCAAAAAAUCCAACACACCUCGUGCGGUUAUGCCUAAAUCACAAGCCGUAAAAAGUACUUCCAACUCCACCACUCCGGCAGCUCAGUGCGCCAAGUCACCAUGCGCAAAAUCCACCCCCAGUUCCAAACAGUCGAGCGCCCUUCAACCGAAACCCUGGAAGUCGCAAGCCUGA